AUGGCCAAGAUCCUUCUGUGGGCUGCUUCAGGCAAGGACUAUAAACUGGUUUGUUACUACACAAACUGGGCCCAUAAAAGAGGAGACUGUAAGUUCUUACCAGAAGACAUUAACCCCAGGUUAUGUACCCAUCUCAUUUUUGCUUUUGCUGUUAUUGGCAAUAACCAUCAAAUCGUUGCCCAGGAAAGUGAAGAUGAAGAUCUAUACAUCUCAUUUAACAAUCUUAAAAAGAGGAACCCAAACUUGAAAACACUCUUAUCUGUCGGAGGCUGGAAUUUUGGAACUGAAAAGUUCACUGCCAUGGCUUCCAGCAAAGAUACCCGUCUAAUAUUCAUUAAAUCUGUUAUAGAAUUCCUACGACAAAAAGAUUUUGAUGGUUUAGAUCUACAUUGGGAGUACCCAGCAUUUAAUAGAAGCCCAUACCUGGACAAACAGCGCUUUACUUUGUUGGUUCAGGAAACUUUUGAAGAGUUCAAGAAGGAAUCUGGUGAAAAUAACAAACCGAGAUUGCUGCUUUCAGCUGCAGUGGCAUCUGGCAUAAGAAACAUUCAAGCAGGCUAUGAAAUAGAAAAGAUUUCAGAGCCCCUAGAUUUUAUCGGUGUGAUGACAUAUGAAUUCCACGGACCAUGGGAUGUUACAACUGGACCAAAUAGCCCCCUGUACAGAAGUUCUACUGAUUAUUAUGACAUUAAAUACUUUAACGUUGAAUUUGCUACAAACUACUGGAAAGAAAAUGGUGCCCCUGCAGAAAAACUACUGGUUGGAUUUCCAACUUAUGGCCGUACCUUUACACUCUGUUCAGCUGAUAACAAACCUGGUGCUGCAGCAUGUGGUCCUGCAUCACCUGGAAAUUGUACUAAAGCAGCUGGUAUUUGGGCAUACUAUGAGAUAUGUGACUUCUUGAAAGGCGCCAAAGAAGAGUGGAUGGAGGAGCAGGAGGUUCCAUAUGCAUAUAAAGAUGAUGAGUGGGUUACUUAUGAUAAUUUGAAGAGUUUUGAGAAAAAAGUGGAAUGGCUAAAAAACAAUAGCUUUGGUGGUGCAAUGGUUUGGACAAUCGACAUGGAUGAUUCCAAAGGUACUUUCUGUAAGCAAGGAAAAUCACCCCUCAUUAGUAAGCUGAAGUCUCAACUAGGAAUAGAACUAGACCAGUCAUAUAAACAGUGUGUGUAA
Molecule: messenger RNA, 1170 nt
Organism: Hemiscyllium ocellatum (epaulette shark)
Lineage: Eukaryota; Metazoa; Chordata; Chondrichthyes; Orectolobiformes; Hemiscylliidae
Product: acidic mammalian chitinase-like
Exons: 10
Coding region: 1-1170 (389 amino acids)
Biological process (GO): carbohydrate metabolic process; chitin catabolic process
Cellular component (GO): extracellular region
Molecular function (GO): chitinase activity; chitin binding
Source: RefSeq, a predicted model, not a curated record